Colossoma macropomum (tambaqui) is the source of this 2550-nucleotide messenger RNA. It is a transcript of the gene arhgef25b, whose product is annotated as Rho guanine nucleotide exchange factor (GEF) 25b. Gene Ontology annotation, biological process: axon guidance. Gene Ontology annotation, molecular function: guanyl-nucleotide exchange factor activity. Bases 313 to 2058 code for a protein of 581 amino acids. The transcript is spliced from 14 exons. Gene Ontology annotation, cellular component: cytoplasm; plasma membrane. The record is from RefSeq and is a predicted model, not a curated record. Lineage: Eukaryota; Metazoa; Chordata; Actinopteri; Characiformes; Serrasalmidae.
CACACUCUCAGCCUCUCUCUUGCUCUCGCUUUGUGGUAUUCUGGUGAGAAUGAGCUGAAGACUUUCAUCACCUGGAGAUUUUCUCUGUUUCUCCUUCUUUGGUUUGUUGACCUUAUGGAAGAUCAGUCCAGAGGUCCUGGCGGAGUUCUGUCUGUCUGGACACAGUAUAAUGGAUUAGAGAUUAUGCUGAUGUUGAGUAUGGCUUCAUGACUGAGGGAUUAUCUCUGAAGUGGGUGUGGAUGUGUGUGUGCGCGCAUGUACAGAGACCCUGAGCCAAGUUGUUGAGCUGAUGCAGUGUGUUAUACAGUGGGCAUGGAGGAACGUCGUGCCCUGAGGGGGUGUGGCUGUUCAAACCUCUUUCAGAAAGUUUUGGCCACGUGUGAAUGCUACUCCAUCAGAGAUCAAGAGUCUUUCUCAGGACUCACUGAUGUCACUCCUGACUCCUCUGCCAGCUUUCUUCCCCCUGGUGACCACUCUCCCAUCUCCUCUGGUGACCACUGGCCAGCAGCCCCAAGCACUCAAACCCCCUCAUCUCCCCAGCGCUCUGUCAAAGCUCUGAGGCAGUGGCUGAGCAGCCCCUUCUGCAGGUUCAGCCUGGGACAAAGGAGCAAAGGCCAGAGGCCAGAGGUCAGAAAUAACUCAGAUCGACGGUCCUUCCCAUUUGUGCCGCUCUCACACAGCUAUAGUACAGUGAGCACUGCGAGUGAGUCCAACUGCCAGUCCGCUACGGAUGGACCACCGGAAUUGAACGGGGCUUCAGAAGUCAAAGUAGCUGAUGAUACAGUUUAUCCCAGCCACAUAACUGAUCUCAUACAGAACCAUCAUCCCUGCCAACUCCUCCCUGGUGAAGGCAAUUCAUCUGUGACUGACGAGAAAUUCAGCCAACCAGUGGGCCUUGAAGACAGUGAAGAAGAUAGAAAGAAUGCCUUAGAAAAAAGCAUAUAUGUGCUAACAGAGCUGGUAGAGACAGAAAGGCUAUAUGUGGAAGAUCUCGGCCACAUAGUUGAGGGCUACAUGGCCACGAUGAAUAACAGUGGAGUUCCAGAGUAUAUGAAAGGGAAAGAUAAAAUAGUAUUUGGAAAUGUUCACCAAAUCUAUGACUGGCAUAAGGACUACUUCCUUGGUGAACUGAAGAAGUGUGUGUCUAAUCCAGAGCAGCUGGGGCAGCUCUUCAUCAAACAUGAGCGGCGUCUUCACAUGUACGUGGUGUACUGUCAGAACAAGCCCAAGUCUGAGUGCAUUGUCUCAGAGUACAUAGACACCUAUUUUGAGGAUUUAAGGCAGCAGUUGGGCCACAGGCUGCAGCUGAAUGACCUGCUGAUUAAACCUGUUCAAAGGAUCAUGAAGUAUCAGCUUCUACUCAAGGACAUCUUGAAGUACUAUGUUAAAACAGGGAAACACACAGAAGAACUUGAGAGAGCGGUAGAGGUGAUGUGUUUCGUUCCUAAGCGAUGUAAUGAUAUGAUGAAUAUUGGAAGACUGCAAGGUUUUGAGGGGAAGAUAACAGCUCAGGGGAAACUGCUUCAGCAAGACACUUUUGCACUCAUCGAACAGGACACUGGCGUCCUGCCCCGCCCCAAACAGAGGCAGGUCUUCCUUUUUGAGCAGCUCGUCAUCCUCAGCGAGCCAAUCGACCGCAAGAAAGAAUUCUCUCUGCCAGGAUACAUCUACAAGAACAGCAUCAAGGUGAGCUGUUUAGGGAUAGAGGACCGCUGCCCUGAUGACCCGUGUCAGUUGGUUCUGACAUCUCGUGCUGCCAGUGGAAGUGUGCAGCGGUUUGUCCUUCAGGCACCGUCUCCAGAAGUCAGACUGUCCUGGGCCAAUGACAUCAUUCAGAUUCUGGAAACACAGCGCAAUUUCCUCAAUGCCCUGCAGUCUCCUAUCGAGUAUCAGAAGCGUGAAAGUAAGUCUCUCAGUCUGGGCAGAGGCAUAAGGACGUCAACUUCUGUGAACUCCGCCCUCGGACCCUAUAGCUCCACCUCCAUCGACAGCCAAAAGCACCCAUGCCUGCGAGCCUGCAACUCCUCACUGCCCACCAUGAUCCUGUCUAAACAAUAGGUAUCUCUGUUUGCUACAGUACUAUAACACACUGCAUUCUAGGGCUGCAACGGUUAGUCGACAAACUUCAUUAAGGAAAAAAGUUGGGGUUUUUUUUUGCGCUGAAUACAUAAAGUUGUAUCCAAGCCUAUUUAUUGCUGUUUGUUGUUUUGUUUUCUGUGUUAUACAGCAUUGCAACCUUAAGUCUCAUCCGUUUGACAGAAUUCAUGAUUUUAUACCGCUUCCGUGUUUACUUUCAUCAUUGUUAUUUCACUACAAUACCCAGCAUGCAUUUUACAAAUACAUCAUACAACUACCGGAUAUCCUUGUGGUGUCGAGCAGUCCUAUUUGCUAACUUAGGCACUGAGCUAGGCUAAUAAACACAAACGCAAUAAUGACUGUAACUCUCACCACGGCCGUCAAAGAAAAUUGUAAAAAAAAACAACGAUUCUAUCUUUAUUUAGCACAAAAUGGAGACUUCUACAACAGUUAUACUGCUGCAAUAUGAUAUUU